Purpureocillium lilacinum is the source of this 2250-nucleotide messenger RNA. The record is from RefSeq and is a predicted model, not a curated record. NCBI's taxonomy places the organism in Eukaryota, Fungi, Ascomycota, Sordariomycetes, Hypocreales, Ophiocordycipitaceae.
AUGGUGUGGCUUGUCGCCGCUAGCUGCUACUGGGUCCUCCCAAUUACAGGCGCAAGCUUCAACUUUUUUUGCGACGACUUGGAGCACAUUCUGUGCAAGCAAACAUGCCUCCCCGAGGGCGAGGCGGUAAUUUCCGCGGACGGGGCUCUCGCGGUCGAGGUGGCCGUGGCCGUGGCCGUGGCAGAGGAUCAAGUCGGUUUGGGCCAAAUCGAAGAUUUGAUGGAGACAGACUUGCCGAGAAGGACGAAAGAUUCACUCAGUGAAGAAAGUGAGGAGGAGGAGCAGCAUGAAGAGCUGGACGACGUUGCGUCCGAGGACGACGAGGAUGAGAAGCCCGCCGCACGGCCCUACAUGGCUCUGCUGCAAAGCUUCAGCGAUUCCAGUGCCCCCAAAGCAAAGAGGCGGAAGCUUGAUCAUCCAGAACCGCCCAAGGAGACUGACGACGCGGAGUCGGACGGAGACGAAGCUGUGGCCGGCGAGGACGUUGACCAGGUGGACGAAGAGGAAGAGGACCCCGCCAUCGGCGCCGACGAGCAGCCAGACGACGACUCGGACUCUGAGGACGAAGAAGAAUCAACUGAUCCGUUUGAUGUGCACUUCGCGCACGCAGACGAAAUGGCGUCUGCAAAGGCAGUCAAGGCAGUCAAGGAUGAGCAGUGGACCACACAGCGUGCCAUGAUGCAGUCAUUACGCGCGACGCUCAUGUCACCGGGCACCGGAAGCACCUUGGAUGCGCCGCAGCCCGCGUCCGGGCUGGAUGACUUUAUGCUCAAGCACAAGCUGAAGGAGACAUCCGAAAAGAAGUUUGCCAAGCUGGAUGAGACGCAAAAGACGCUCAUGCCCCUCCUGUUUGACUACAAAGACAUUCUGCACUGCGGUCGAACGGCCAAGAAUGCGGAAGGGAUGCGGAAAGCCGUCUGCUUGCAUGCUCUAAACCAUGUCUUCAAAACGCGAGACCGAGUCAUCAAGAACAACUACAAGCUCGCCAAGGACGGAGAAAACACGGAGCUCGAGUUCAGGGACCAAGGCUUUACGCGCCCAAAGGUGCUCUUUCUCCUGCCCACCAGAAACUCAUGCGCACGCAUCGUCAACAUCAUCCGGGACCUCUGCGACUCGGAUCAGCAGGAGAACCGCAAGCGGUUCGACGACUCUUACAUCGAGAAGGAGUCAAACUUUGGCAAUGACCGUCCAGAGGAUUUCCGAGAGCUGUUCGAGGGCAACGACGACGACAUGUUCCGCCUGGGAGUCAAGUUCACGCGCAAGACCAUCAAGUACUUUGCCCAGUUUUACAACUCGGACAUCCUAUUUGCCAGCCCGCUGGGCCUGCGCAUGGCGAUUGGGUCCGAGGAGGACAAGAAGAAGACAGACUACGACUUCCUGAGCUCCAUCGAAAUGGUCGUCGUCGAUCAGGCCGACGCGUUGCUCAUGCAAAACUGGGAGCACGUCGAGUACAUCUUUGAGCACCUCAACCUGCAGCCCAAGGACGCGCACGGCUGCGACUUUAGUCGCGUGCGGAGCUGGUACCUGGAGGACUGGGCCAAGUUCUUCCGGCAGACGAUUAUCCUGUCGGGCUUCAAUACCCCUGAACUCACUGAGCUGCAGCGAAUGCACUGCCACAACUGGGCUGGCAAGGUCAGGCUGCAGCCAGAGUAUCCCGGCGUUAUCCAGCAACUCGGCGUCAAGGCCAAGCAGACAUUUUCGCGCUUCCAAUCUCACUCGGUCGAGAAAGACCCGGAUGCGAGGUUUGAGUACUUUGUGUCCGCCAUCGUGCCCACGCUGGUAAAACGGGCAAAGGACUCCAACGGCACCCUCCUCUUUGUUCCGUCAUAUCUCGACUUCGUGCGGGUCCGCAACUACUUUGCCAACUCGCCGACCAUGGGCAGUGUCACGUUUGGCGCCAUCUCCGAGUACACCGACGUGCCUGAGGCGUCCCGCGCCAGAUCCCAUUUCCUCACCGGUCGGCACCGCGUGCUGCUCUACACGGAGCGGGCGCACCACUUCCGCCGAUACCAGUUCAGGGGCGUGCAAAAGGUCAUUUUCUACGGCCUACCUGACAACCCCAUCUUCUACAAGGAGAUCGGUGGGGACUACCUGAGCAAGAGCGAGCAGGAUCUCAAGAUCGAGCCGGGGCAGGGCACGGUGAGGGUCAUGUUCUCCAAGUACGACGUCAUGAAGCUGGAGAGGGUUGCCGGCUCCAAGAGGGUUGGCAAGAUGAUACAGGACCGGGGCGACACGUUUGACUUUGUCUAG